This is a messenger RNA of Rhodofomes roseus, 483 nucleotides long. RefSeq lists its product as uncharacterized. The annotation marks the transcript as partial. The record is from RefSeq and is a predicted model, not a curated record. Lineage: Eukaryota; Fungi; Basidiomycota; Agaricomycetes; Polyporales; Fomitopsidaceae. The transcript has 3 exons.
AUGUUGGAUGUUGCACUGACGUAUAGAGGUGCGAUCGAGAAGAUGACAGAGGCGCAGGUGAACAACCUGCGCCAGUGGGAGCUGGACGAAAGAGAGUGGAAGAUUGCCGCGCAACUGCGUGACAUCCUGCAGGCAAGUCACCGUCAGUCACAUUGUGGGUCCAGCGUGUUCUACGACGCGACACAGUUCUUCUCACGCGAGGGCAAGGAUGCUCCUGACCUCACGGACGUGAUCCCCGCCAUGGACAUCAUCGACCAACGCCUUGCAACUGAGGCUCUCAAUCAAACGCUUGACCCCGCCAUCCGCGUCGCGUUAGGUCUGGGCAAGCGGGCGAUCAAUCGCUACUACAACAAAAGCGAUGAGUCGGCCGUGUAUCGCAUUGCAAUGAUCCUCGAUCCUCGGCAUAAGCUACAGUAUUUCCGAGACAAUCGAUGGCCGGAUGAGUGGAUCGCGCAAGCGCGCUUCUUGGUGCGGCAGACGUAC